AUGGAGCGCCAAGACGCGGUAGGAAGUAUCAACAAGUCAUCUACCGUGCUAUUUGAUGCGUCUAAAAAGGAGCAGUUUUAUCCUGCAAGCGGUCUCAAGAAAUUGGCGCGUAGGCUUAAGCCACUAUGCCGCGUGGACGUCAACAAGGAUGAUCUUUCCAGGGACCGAAUUAAGGAUGCUAACGUAUUAGUUUUCGCUGGUGUACGCGAACGCUUCAGCUCCACGGAAUUUGCGACACUCAAGGAUUUCUUGAGCAGCGGUGGAAGCAUUUUGCUAAUGCUGGGUGAAGGCGGCGAGCAGCAAUUUGACACGAAUCUCAAUGGCUGGCUUAAAGAUUUUGGCAUCUUUGUGAAUCCAGACGCUGUCAUUCGCACUGUUUAUCAUAAAUAUCAUCACCCUAAAGAAGUACUCGUUUCGAGAGGCGUCGUCAAUAGGGAACUGACGCGAAUGGCCAACGAACUUUUUAGCAGGAAAGAUGUGUUGAUGUCAGGACGGGAUCUAAAGGUGACAGGCUCGGAUGGGGCGCCCGAGAAGGACCAAAAGGGACUGUCAUUUGUCUACCCCUAUGGAGCGACUUUAAAUGUGAAAAAACCAGCAGCUACUUUACUGUCCUCGGGGUCUGUCUCAUAUCCUGUGAACAGACCGGUUGCCGCCGCGUGGCAGGAACGGGGUGUAGCUGCACCUGCAUCAAAAUCAGGACGGCUCAUUGUGUUUGGAUCUACGCAGUGUUUUGUGGACGAGUGGAUCGACAAAGAAGAAAACGCAAAGCUUCAAGAAAUUAUUUUUCGUUGGCUACUGAAAGACAAGACCAUUAAUUUAAAUCAUCAGGAUGCGGAGGAUCCAGAUCUGAAUGAGUAUGUCCGGUUGCCUGACACGCAAGCUCUCAGUGACAGACUGCGCUCUUGUAUGCAAGAAAGUGAAGAGCUUCCUAAAGAUUUUACGCGACUAUUUGACGACUCGCUUUUUAAGUUUGACACGUCACUCAUUCCUGAAGCCGUAAAUUUAUAUCAUGAUCUUGGCGUCAAACACGAGCCACUUACACUCAUUCCACCUCAGUUUGAGUGUCCACUGCCACCACUCAAGUCAGCAGUAUUUCCUCCUGCUCUACGUGAGCCGCCUCCACCAGCAUUAGACCAGUUUGAUCUCGAUGAACACUUUGCAAGUGAGACUCUGCGGCUUGCGCAGCUUACCAACAAGUGCUCGGAUGAAGACUUGGAAUACUACGUGCGUGAGAGUGCUGACAUCCUGGGCAUUAUGCCACGGCUUAAUCCAGAGCGCAGUGAUGCAAAGCACAUUCUUGAGUUUAUCACUCAAAAGAUUGUGAGCUUUAAGAAGUUAAAUCAAGAUACGGCUUCUGGUGUUGCCGACUUUAAGGGUCUGGGGACCAGUGCAAACGUCGAAAGUACGGGUAACCUACGAGUUUCCGCCUCGUAUGCUCUUCUUGCUGAAGGCAAAGAAUCAAAAGGGCUAGCUUUAGAUGACGACGAGGACACUAUCUCAUGA
This is a messenger RNA of Plasmopara halstedii, 1503 nucleotides long. RefSeq names its product intraflagellar transport protein 52 homolog. Gene Ontology annotation, biological process: intraciliary transport; cilium assembly. The coding region runs from base 1 to 1503 and encodes 500 amino acids. The record is from RefSeq and is a predicted model, not a curated record. The transcript has 3 exons. NCBI's taxonomy places the organism in Eukaryota, Oomycota, Peronosporomycetes, Peronosporales, Peronosporaceae. Gene Ontology annotation, cellular component: centriole; intraciliary transport particle B; cilium.